AUGUUCUCAACUCUUGGGUUUAAUCAGGAAGAUGUUACUAACUCACAUUCGUUUUUCAGAUUAGUUAGGCAAAAGAAAUAUCAUGAAAUAUCAGAUAGUCUCUACCAGAGUGUGGUGAAUCAACUUGAGAGUAAAGAUAGAGUGACAAUCUCAAGAGUUGUUACCCUCAUUGAGUCCUUAAACCUUGAGCAUAGAAGGAGAGCUGAUAAAAUAUUUGAAAUCCUGUUUAAGAGGUACAAAGAAAAGAACUUGAACCACUCUCUUGACCAAGAUCUGCCUACUUUUAGAAUUGGAAUCUGUGGAGCGCCAGGUUCAGGUAAAUCAUCUCUGAUUGAGAAAAUCGGAAUGUCACUUAUCAACGAGGGUAUGAAGGUAGCUGUCCUAGCCAUUGAUCCAUCCAGUGCUAAGACUGGAGGAUCAAUUCUGGGUGAUAAGACCAGGAUGGAAUAUUUAUCCCGAGAGGUCAAUGCAUUUGUCAGGCCAUCACCUACAAAGGGUUAUCUAGGUGGAGUAUCCCUGAACACAAAUGAAAUUGUCACACUUUGAGAGCACGUUGGAUUCGAUGCUGUCCUCAUUGAAACUGUUGGAGUCGGUCAAUCAGAAAUUGAGAUCGAUACAGUAUCAGACUUUGUAGUGUAUGUCGUUCCACCAGCAAGCGGUGAUGAACUUCAAGCCUCUAAAAAGGGAGUCAUGGAAAUUGCUGACUGAGUAGUCAUUAAUAAGUUCGAUUCAGAAUACGAAAAAUCUUGUAGAGUUGUAAAGCACCAAAUAUUGGGAGGUCUUCAUCUCUCAAGACCAAAAGUUGAUGGUUGGAGAGUCCCAGUCGAACUUGUCAGCGCACACAGAGAAUACAACAUUGAUUCUAUUUGGAGAAAUGCGAUGAGAUUUAAAGAAAACCAUAAGGAUAUUAUUACACAAAAGAGAGGUGAACAGCUUUUACAUGGACUCUGGGCCUACAUGGGAGACAUGCUGCUUAAAAGACUGAAAUCAGAAUCAGGUCAUAUAUAUGCAGAUAUAAUUGCUCAGAACGAGAAGAGAUUGAUCAAGCAGGAGAUAACUCCAAAUGCUGCAGCAUCUAACAUCAUGAGCCAUAUCUUUAAAGAUUAG
Molecule: messenger RNA, 1107 nt
Organism: Moneuplotes crassus
Lineage: Eukaryota; Ciliophora; Spirotrichea; Euplotida; Euplotidae
Source: the annotation of a GenBank genome assembly